AUGACAAGUGCUGCUCCUGCUGCUUGGAGACAGGCUUCUGCCUUCUCCAGGCGCCUUUCUACAUAUGGUUCCCGGACUCCUCGAGUCCUCGCCACCGGCCUACGUGCCCGGUCUUAUGUCUCCGGCACGAAUGUUGGCCAAGCUCAGGUCAACAUCGAUGCCGCCAUCAAGGAGGAACAAAAGUCGUUUAUGAAACAGUCUGGUCUUGCGCCCCAGGGUGUUAACCUGCCCGGCUCGGCAACCUCCGGCGACGCCGCAAUGAGCCCCUCGGCCGGUAUUCUGAAGCAGGCCACCGUCAUGGACCAGGGCACACGCCCCAUCUACCUCGAUAUGCAAGCCACCACUCCGCUGGACCCCCGCGUUCUCGAUGCCAUGCUUCCUUACCUCACCGGUAUCUACGGUAACCCGCACUCGCGCACUCACGCUUACGGAUGGGAAUCGGAGAAGGGAGUCGAGGAGGCUCGCGAACACAUUGCUAAGCUGAUCGGCGCCGACCCCAAGGAGAUCAUUUUCACAAGUGGUGCGACGGAGAGUAACAACAUGAGUUUGAAGGGUGUGGCGCGGUUUUUCGGUCGCUCAGGAAAGAAGAAUCACAUCAUCACCACCCAGACCGAGCACAAGUGUGUGCUUGACAGUUGCCGCCACUUGCAGGAUGAAGGAUUCGAGGUCACCUACUUGCCAGUGCAGAGCAACGGUCUGAUCCGGAUGUCGGACCUUGAGGCGGCUAUGCGCCCGGAGACUUGCAUUGUCAGUAUCAUGGCUGUCAACAACGAGAUCGGUGUGAUCCAGCCGUUGGAGGAGAUCGGUCGACUCUGUCGAUCCAAGAAGAUCUUCUUCCACACCGACGCUGCGCAAGCCGUCGGAAAGAUUCCGCUGGAUGUCAACAAGCUGAACAUUGAUUUGAUGUCGAUCUCCAGCCACAAGAUUUACGGUCCCAAGGGUAUCGGUGCUUGCUUCGUGCGUCGUCGCCCGCGUGUUCGUCUCGAUCCUCUUAUCACUGGUGGUGGACAGGAGAGAGGUCUGCGCAGUGGUACUCUAGCGCCUCACCUUGCUGUCGGCUUCGGCGAGGCGUGCCGAAUUGCCGCUCAGGAUAUGGAUUACGAUACCAAGCACGUUAACCGUCUGUCAAAGCGCCUGAGCGAGGGCCUCCUUGCCAUGGAACACACCACGUUGAACGGUGACCACGAGCACCACUACCCCGGCUGCGUGAACAUCUCAUUCGCCUACAUUGAGGGUGAGUCCCUGCUGAUGGCGCUGAAGGACAUCGCGCUGUCAUCUGGCAGUGCCUGCACUUCUGCCUCACUGGAGCCCAGCUAUGUGCUGCGCGCUCUGGGAAGCAGCGAUGAGAGUGCCCACAGCAGUAUUCGUUUCGGUAUUGGACGAUUCACCUCCGACGAGGAGAUCGACUACGUUCUCAAGGCUGUGCAAGCUCGUGUCUCUUUCUUGCGUGAGCUCAGUCCGCUUUGGGAGUUGGUGCAGGAGGGCAUUGAUCUGAACACGAUCGAAUGGAGCCAGCACUGA
Molecule: messenger RNA, 1521 nt
Organism: Penicillium bovifimosum
Lineage: Eukaryota; Fungi; Ascomycota; Eurotiomycetes; Eurotiales; Aspergillaceae
Product: IscS subfamily cysteine desulfurase
Exons: 2
Coding region: 1-1521 (506 amino acids)
Biological process (GO): [2Fe-2S] cluster assembly
Cellular component (GO): nucleus; mitochondrion; cytosol
Molecular function (GO): pyridoxal phosphate binding; cysteine desulfurase activity
Source: RefSeq, a predicted model, not a curated record